UAGUCCGUGACCUUCUUAUGACAUCAGCAGCAGAGACGAGAAUAAAAGCAGAGAGUCGCUGUGCUUACUGCUCUAAUCCAACAAAUCCAGGAAGGCGUCAAGAUCUCAGCCCAGCAUCAGCAGUGACCCCGUCUGAAUCCAGAGGAAUGAAAGUGUUUGCUGCUUGCUGCGUUUUCCUCCUGCUUCUGUGUGUAGGCUGCCCGAAUGCUGACUGCAGGAUUCAGGAGCGAUCCAUGGAGAUCAGAAACCCUGACAUCGAUGCUUCUUGGUACACAGGUCGUGGCAUCAGGCCUGUGGGUCGCUUUGGCCGGAGAGCCUCAGAGGUUCGCCGCGGCUCGGAUUAUCCGUCUCAUCGUUUCUGCAUUCCAGUUGAAGAAAAUGACGAUUCCUCUCUGGACGAAUAGAACAUAGUGAUUAUUAUUCAUCUUUAAUUCCUCACUUUCAUUACAGUUUACAAAUUGCUGUGUAGUCUAUGAUUAAAAGUUAUUUAUAUAAAACCCAAGAGGAGCACUCCUUUCAGCUCUUUAAAGACACUUUGAUCCGUUUGUUGUGUUAAGUUAUUAAAAAUUCAAUGAUUUUGUUCCAGCAAGGGUUAAAUCGCAUGGGUCUUUAAAAUGACAUUAUUUAGCAAAACCUUUGAUACGCUGAUUUAAAAUGUAUGAAAAAAUAAAGGCAGUAAAAGCAAA
Erpetoichthys calabaricus (reedfish) is the source of this 686-nucleotide messenger RNA. It is a transcript of the gene prlh, whose product is annotated as prolactin releasing hormone. Bases 18 to 404 code for a protein of 128 amino acids. The transcript is spliced from 3 exons. NCBI's taxonomy places the organism in Eukaryota, Metazoa, Chordata, Cladistia, Polypteriformes, Polypteridae. The record is from RefSeq and is a predicted model, not a curated record. Gene Ontology annotation, biological process: response to peptide hormone; feeding behavior; G protein-coupled receptor signaling pathway. Gene Ontology annotation, molecular function: prolactin-releasing peptide receptor binding; neuropeptide hormone activity.